Messenger RNA from Paramecium octaurelia, 2045 nucleotides. Lineage: Eukaryota; Ciliophora; Oligohymenophorea; Peniculida; Parameciidae. The record is from the annotation of a GenBank genome assembly.
AUGCUAAUUAUUUUUUAUUUAUUCUCCUUAGGAAUUUGUAUUGACGAUCCGAUUCAUACAUCAAUUAUCUAUGGCGACAGUGAUUAAGGCUAUUAUUAUGUGAAUCUAUUUGUUGGAGAACAUAAAUAAAAAUAAUCAUUAAUUCUUGAUACAGCAAGUUCAAUUACUACUUUUCCAUGCAUUGAUUGUAAGAGUUGUGGUAACCACAUUGACUCAUACUAUAAUUUCAAAGUAAAAACAUCAUAUUUAUAAAUAGGAUUCCUAAACUCACAAAACAGUCAAAUGUGAUCAAAUAAUUGGAGAAAAAUAAUGUGAUAAAUGUCUAAACAAUAGGUGCUCUUUUUAAAUUAGCUAUGCUGAAGGAUCAAGGCUUGCUGGCUAUUUUAUGCAAGAUUGGUUAAUAAUGGGAGAUGAGUUUGAAGAUUUAAAAUAAUCAGAUGAAAUAGUUAAAUUAGAAUAGAUCUUAAGUGUUAUUGGAUGUACAACUUUAGAAACAAAUUUAUUUUACACACAAAAGGCUAAUGGGAUCAUGGGGUUGUCUCCAAAGACGGAUACAGAAUUUUCCUUUCCCAAUUAUAUUGAUGACCUUUAUCAAAAAGAAAAGGGAAGUGAAUUUCAGAGAAUGUUUACUAUUUGCAUUGGAAGAAGAGAUGGCUACAUGACUGUGGGAUAGUACGAUUUUAAUAGACACCGAAAUGAUAGUUUGUAUUAUAAGGUGAAAUACAAUCAAGACACAGAUGUAUAUAAAAUAAAUGUCCAUAACAUCAAAGUAAAAUGAUCUUCAAAAAAUAGAUAGAUUGAUAAUAUAGUAAUCGCUGAUCACAACUUAAUAAAUUUAGGAUAAGGAGCUUUUAUAGAUUCAGGAUCGACUUUAGCUUAUGGAUCACCUAAAUUAAGUGAAAAAUUGACUCAAUAAUUUCGUUGUUAAAAUGAGAAUUGUCCUGAUUUGCAAUUUUUAGAGGAGUUACACUGUUAUCAAUAUAUUCCAGAAAAACAUGCAAAUUUCUCUAAUUUUGCAUCUUAUUUUCCUAUAUAUGAGUUUGAAUUAGACAACAAUUUUACAUUCAAGUGGAAACCUAUUAAUUAUCUCACUUUGGCAGUGAAUACAACCGACAUAUAUUGUUUUCCAAUUGCCAUAAUACCUGGUGGUAAUUUAAGUAUCUAAAAUAGCACCUAGGAUGAUUCUUGGAUAAGUGUGGAUGAGAAAUUGGGAUAUUGGAUUCAAUAAAUAAACUCAAGAGAUAUUAUUUGUGGAAAACAAUUGUUCAAAUACUAAAGUGAGCCAUGAAUUCACUGAAGAGGAUAUCAUUCUCUUAGAAUAAUAAUCACUAAAAUAAAAUAAUGGCAGAAGAGUUUACAAAGAUUUAAAUUUAAAAGGAAGUAAUAAUUCUUGAAAUAACAAUUAGAAUUGGAUAUUUUUUAAGAAACUCUGUAUGCUUUUGUGAUGAUAGUGUUAAUGAUCUUUUUAUAUUAUUUAUUCUUCUAUCUACUAAAGUUAAAGAAUUAGAGAAAAUAUUAAACUUUGUAAGAAAUAAGUGGUUAGGAUUGAAAUAAUUGCAUAUAUUUUUAUUAAAAUGUUCUUUAUUAAUUAUUGUUUCCCAAAUUAUAUAGCUGCCCAAAAAAUCGAAUAGAAAAUGUGUAUUUAGGAAAUAUUGAUUCUGCUCAAAAAGGGCUUUCAUUAAAAUAUUAAAUAAGUGAUAAUCUAGUUGGAAUUGGGAAGAAUUCCCUCAGUAUAGAUGUUUGAUCAAACAAUCAAGUUUAAAGACAAUCAUACUCUUAAGACUAAUUAUCUUAAUCCAUUUGUUCUGCUGGAAUAUCAAAAUCUGCUUGUAUGUAAUGCAAAAUAUAUAAGUGAUAUUUGAAUUAGAAACUCUUAGAUAUAUUUAAUAAAAACGUUGAAGAUCAUAAUUCAAAUAGAGGUCUCAUUAAAUAACUAUAGAAUUACGAAUUAAAAAUUUAACCCAACUAGCGAAGAAAAGAAUGGUUCAGUGAAUGUCAAUUAUAAAUCUAGAUAAAUUCGGUUGAUUAUGAUGGAAAUAUCCUGA